This is a messenger RNA of Prorocentrum cordatum, 702 nucleotides long. The record is from the annotation of a GenBank genome assembly. Lineage: Eukaryota; Dinophyceae; Prorocentrales; Prorocentraceae.
GUGGAGGGCGAUGGCACGUUGCAGUCCAGCUAUCAGUACGAGUGUGAGGUCAAGGAGAAGCAGGAGAAGCAGGCGGUACCUCAAGACGCGCUGGUGCGCGCAGGUGGCGUCGGGCACGAGUUCAAGGAGAAGCAGGCGGCACUUCAAGACGCGCUGGUGCACGCAGGUGGCGCCAGGGAUAAGAAGGAUAUGGCCGCGGUCAUCGAGGCCAACCAGUCUGCGCACGCUCGCGGGCGUGCGGCGCAGGAGGCGAGGAUGGCGGAGUGGCGGCUUGGCCAUGACGGGCUCGUGCCGCUGAGGACCGGCAAGGGCGGCAAGAUCAAUAAGGCGAAAGCGAAGCAGGGCAAUUUCAUGGAGGAGCAGGCGGUACCUCUUGUGCUGGUGCACGCAGGCGGAGGGUUGGAGUUUUGCCGCCCUCCGCCUCGGCGGGAAGCGGAGCAGAACACCCGCGACGACGUGGGCCUCUCGGGCGACAUGAGACGGUUGGAGCAGCAGUCCGUGGGCGUCAAGGAGUCGGAAGGCGAGGAGCUGGAGGCUACCCGCGGUGCCUGCGGUGCGGGCUCCUCAGGGGAUCGCGUCGAUUUGGAGGAGAUCGAGUCCAUGAAGGAAUCCCUGAAGGUACAGAUGCUGAACACAAAGCUCACGAAGCUGGGCCUCGACAGCGUCGACAGCUCGGAGCACGAGGUGGCUGCCCUCCGCGCG